AUGAGCACCAUGUCAGGACUUAGUGACAUUAACAUCUGCGGAUGCUACUACAUCGUUGAAUACGAGCGCCAAUAUCUUCCUCAAGUCGUUUUGGAAUCUCAUACAACCAUCAGCCCGCUCAGCUUUACCACACAGCUGAAUCAGACUUUCAGCAACCCGAGUACAGAGAAUCUGCCGAAAGUGCGCUACUGUUUCCCACUCUACGACGGAGUGGCAGUGAGUGGCUACACAAUCACAUAUGCCGGAGAGACUCUUCGGGGUAUCGUCAAACAAAAGGAUGAUGCCAAAACAAUCUAUCGAACGGCCGUCGACAGGGGAGAUACUGCUGGCCUCCUCGAAGCUUUGCCUGCCGGUAUCUUUGGAGUGACGCUUGGCAAUGUACCACCCGGACAGGACAUCACAGUCACCAUCAGUUAUUGUGGAGAACUCAGACACGACAGUCAGAUUGACGGACUUCGAUACACCCUUCCUACGAGCAUUGCACCUCGCUAUGGGAGCUAUCCAGGCAACCUUCUCCAGUCCAAUGUCCGCACUGAUGGAGGCAUACGGAUCAGCGUCGAUCUCGACAUGGCAGUCUCCGCAAUUCGCAAGGUACAAUCACCUUCCCACCCACUUGCUGUCAGUAUCGGACAGCUCUCCAAUCCCGAAGCCAGCGGAUCCUUUUCGUCUUCUAAAGCUUCAGCGACUCUUUCUUUGGGCUCCGCAGAACUUGCGCAGGACUUCGUGCUGCAAAUCUUGGUCGACAAUGUUGGCGAUCCGAAGUCCGUGGUCGAGACCCAUCCGACUCUACCCAACCACAGAGCGAUCAUGACAACACUCGUGCCAAAGUUCACCUUAAAGCCGGCCAACUCAGAGAUCAUCUUCAUCGCCGAUCAAUCAGGAUCUAUGGAGGGGCCAAAAAACAAAGCUUUGGUUGCCGCCCUCAAGAUCUUCCUGAGAUCACUCCCACUUGGCGUACGUUUCAACAUCUGCGCUUUCGGCAGCAGCUUUCAAUUCCUAUGGCCAAAGUCACUUGCAUUCAGCGAGGACAACUUCAACACUGCGUUAGUUUUUGUGGACACCUUCGACGCACGCUUGGGUGGAACCGAACUCUUGCAGCCCAUUCAACAGGCUUUUGAGCGCCACUUAAAUGACCUUUCYUUGGAGGUCAUGCUACUCACGGACGGCCAGGUCUGGGGUGAGUCCAAGGUCUUCGACUUUAUCAACCAGCAAAUCAUAGAGAAGGGAGUUGACGCUCGCGUGUUCGCGCUGGGAAUCGGAGAGGACGUCUCACAUACGCUCGUGGAAGGCAUUGCUAGGGCAGGCAAUGGCUUCGCGCAGUUCACUCAGACUGAAGCGGAGAUUGACCAGAAAAUUGUGCGCAUGUUGAAAGGUGCACUGUAUGCUCACACCAAGGACUACACUCUGAAGGUGCAUUACGAGGAAGCGAAUGCGAUGUCAGAUGAUGGUGACUUUGAGAUCGUCGAGAAGCCUAGCAAUCUCGUGGAAGAGGCUGCGGAGGAAGGCAGGACAUCGACUGCCAAAGCCAAGUCAUUCUUCGACCCAUCGGCCGAUCUCGACAAAUCCGUCGCUCCAGCUGGUCGCUAUGCUCACCUGCCGGAAAUACAAACACCUGCUGUCAUCCAAGCCCCUACCAGCAUCCCCCCGCUGUUUCCAUUCAACAGAACUAACGUCUACCUUCUUCUCGGCCCAGAAUCGCCACAAAAGCACAUUUCUCACAUUACACUGCGAGCAACAUCCUCCGAAGGCCCUAUUGAGCUGGACAUUCCUGUUCAUACGGUUGAGGUCGGAACCAGCAUUCACCAACUUGCAGCCCGAAAGGCCAUUCAAGAUCUCGAAGAGGGCCGAGGGUGGUUACAAACAGCCAUUGUGAAAGAUGCCGUAGGAACUGAAACGAUGCCAGCUAGGGAGAAGUAUGAAAGCCGUUUCGAUGAGAUUGUGGAGCGGGAGGCUGUUCGGCUCGGAGAGGCGUUCUGUGUAGCAGGGAAGUUCACAUCUUUCGUGGCUGUUUCUGAUCAGAAUUCCGAAAACGCCGAAGAGAUUGUGCUGCAAGCUGCGGACCCCCGUUUCACGAAGAAGAGGAAGGUUUCGAGCAGAAUGGCCCGAGCACGCAGGGUCGAGAUGCCCAUUUCCCAGACUUCGGACGCAACGGUGAACAUGCUCCCACCUGUUCCAAGAGCGAGCUACCGUAUGACAUCGGUAUCGAAAGCUGCGGUUUGUAGACCAUCGGGUUCGUUAGGUUCCUCCUUUGGGUCAGCGGCGUUCUCCGGCCGCUUUGGGUCUGCUGCUACGAAUGAUACUGGUCAUCUCAACGGCCUCUUUGGGUCUGCUGCUAAGAAGGAUACUGAUCAUCUUAAAGAUGGGAACGUGAUACAUGAGAUCAUAUCUCUACAAACUUUCGCCGGUGCCUGGAUCUGGGGAACUGACUUGCUGCGCCUCGUCGGUAAAGCUGAGUCGCAGGUCGACAUUAAUAAGCUGGGGAACGACAAGGACGUGGCAGCCACGGUUCUUGCUGUCGCAUUUAUGGAGAGUACGCUUCGCGCGAGCAAGGACACGUGGGAGUUAGUCGUGAACAAGGCGAGGAUGUGGCUUGGCAAGAAGAUGGGAGGCGAUAAUAAGGCAGUCGAAGCGCUUAUUCGUGCAGCCGCAGAAGGAUUUCGGUCUUCUUGA
Messenger RNA from Ramularia collo-cygni, 2670 nucleotides. RefSeq names its product related to Vault poly[ADP-ribose] polymerase. The transcript has a single exon. The record is from RefSeq and is a predicted model, not a curated record. Lineage: Eukaryota; Fungi; Ascomycota; Dothideomycetes; Mycosphaerellales; Mycosphaerellaceae. Bases 1 to 2670 code for a protein of 889 amino acids.